UAUAAAGUACAAUGAAUGAUGACGGGCGAAAAUUCUGAAAUCUGAAAAAUGCAAUGCGAAUCAAAAUACAAUAGUAGGUAGAUAGUGUGCAUUACAGUAAAUAAGAUUAAUAGAACGUAUAACUACAGGAACAUUAUUUAAAAAAAGUGUCAAACACGUCUUAAUAAGUGUUUCAUUAAUUAAGAUAACUAUGGACAGUCAACCCUGCAUAUUUUUGGGUAUUAAGAUAAAGCCUGGCCCAAUAGAAAGGUGUAAAAUUGAAAAUUUUACAUUAGAUAACACUGUGGACAGUCUUAAAAGUGAAGCAGAAAAGAAAACAAAUGUUCCAUCUGCUUCCCUAGAACUAAUACACCAUGGGAAAAUUUUGAAGGAUGAUGUCACUCUUCAAGAUAGCGGCGUUAAAAAUGGUGAGAUGAUUCAUGUGGUGAAGAAGAAGGUACAGGCUGCAGCAGCACCACCACCAACAUACUCCGACGCUGAGCUGCAGCAGCUCAACACAUCUUUGAGGACAUUGGGAUGCACUCCUAAUGCUCCUGGGUGGACAAGAGCAAUGCAGCUGUUAAAUGACGAAUCUGCAAUGGCAGAGAUUAUUGAACAAGCACCGUCUAUCGGAGAGGACUGUGUGGCUCUAUCUAUUUUACAUGAGGUGGAACUGUUAGCGGCGUUAGGAGCAAACAUUCACACAAUGCGGCGAGGGGCUACUGCUCAUCCUCAAUUACCGGCAGCUCUGCGACACCUGACGAGGCUCGUGCGUUCACGGUCUAAUACUAGUUCAUCUAAUGAAAGUGUGCCAACUUCAGGAUUUGCAUACUCAUUGGAAGCAUUGUCUGAGGAUGAAGAUGCUGAUGAAGAAGAGAAUGAGGAAGGUGAAAGGAACCCCAUCACUCAUGAGCAGUUUGCUGCUGCUCUACAGGCAGCAACAGAAGCUGUGUCGUCUACGAGCAGUCGAGCUGCAGGGAGUAACGACAGUUUGCUGAGGCUGCUUCAAUCUGCGGGCGAGUCCAGCAGAACCACCUCGUCGGCCACCGAGUCUGGCACGCCCACUGGCGGACCAAGUUCGACACGCCCUCUGAUAACACCGGAGAUGUUCAGCGAGGCGAUCUCAGAGGCCAUGAACAGAGCUGGUAGCACUAGGAACACUGCUGGCACUCCAAUGGAUCAGAGCACAGCAGAAAAUUCAAAUGUUACAGCUUCGUCUUCGCAAAGUCCGGUGGCGAGGGAAGCUGGUCAAGAUUUCUCAACACAGCUCAAUCACAUGCACGAAAUGGGCUUGUUAGACGAUGCGCUGAACAUACGCGCUCUGCUUAUUUGCUCAGGAGAUGUUAAUGCUGCUAUAAACCUCGUCUUUAGCGGAGCUAUUGGAGAUGAUUAAAUUAUAUCCAUAUUAAAAUACUAUGUAACGAAGUGUAAUCAUGUCAGUGCUGUAGAUUUCUUCUCACAUUAUUAUCGAUGUAGGUAUCUAGUUACUUUAUUCUUACUGGUUUGUUUGCAAGACUGAAAAAUUUAAUAUUUUCAUCCAAAAUAAUGUUUAGAGUGACUUUUCGCUUAAUAUUACCUAUUGAUUUAUUUGUCCAUUGUCAAUAUUGUUUUAUGAGAAACAUUCAAAUAAAUACUAAAACAACUU
This is a messenger RNA of Spodoptera frugiperda (fall armyworm), 1624 nucleotides long. RefSeq names its product ubiquitin-like protein 7. Gene Ontology annotation, molecular function: polyubiquitin modification-dependent protein binding. The record is from RefSeq and is a predicted model, not a curated record. Bases 191 to 1372 code for a protein of 393 amino acids. Gene Ontology annotation, biological process: ubiquitin-dependent protein catabolic process. Lineage: Eukaryota; Metazoa; Arthropoda; Insecta; Lepidoptera; Noctuidae. The transcript is spliced from 9 exons. Gene Ontology annotation, cellular component: cytosol.